Messenger RNA from Hyla sarda, 1390 nucleotides. RefSeq names its product gastrula zinc finger protein XlCGF17.1-like. Gene Ontology annotation, molecular function: DNA-binding transcription factor activity, RNA polymerase II-specific; RNA polymerase II cis-regulatory region sequence-specific DNA binding. Bases 158 to 1321 code for a protein of 387 amino acids. Gene Ontology annotation, biological process: regulation of transcription by RNA polymerase II. The record is from RefSeq and is a predicted model, not a curated record. Lineage: Eukaryota; Metazoa; Chordata; Amphibia; Anura; Hylidae. The transcript has 3 exons.
GUCAGGAGGACGGAGCAGGACCCGGGGCCCCAUCACAGAGCCUCCACCUCACUCACCGAUACAUGAGAAGAAGAUCCUAGAACUCACCCACAGGAUCACUGAGCUGCUGACUGGAGAGGUUCCUAUAAGGUGUCAGGAUGUGGCGGUCUAUUUCUCCAUGGAGGAGUGGGAGUAUGUAGAAGGACACAAGGAUCUGUACCAGGACAUAGUCAUGAUGGAGGAUCACCGGCCCCUCACAUCACAAGAAAAUCCCAGUAAGAAUUCUGAGGGAAACUUCAUGUUAUCCCUGAAUGAUAAAGGAGAAGAUGAAGAUAUGAUGGAGCGCUCCUCAGGAGAAGACCUCCUUACCCCUAAUGUCCAUCCAGAUCUAUCCUAUAAUAAUCUACCUGAUCAUGAGGAACCUUCUCCUGACCAACCACACAUUGUUACCACAAGGACAGAGCAGGAACAUGGGAAAGGUUUAUAUUGUGAGGAAUGUGGGAAACAAUUUACAAGAGAAUCAGAUCUUUUCAAUCACAAGAGAUUUCACACAGAAGAGAAGCCAUAUUCAUGCUCUGAAUGUGGGAAAAUUUUUAUAUAUAAAUCACAUCUUGUUGCACAUGAGAAAAGUCACACAGGAGAGAAGCCAUAUUCAUGUUCAGAAUGUGGGAAAUGUUUUAUAAGAAAAUCGCAUCUUGUUAGACAUGAGAGAAAUCACACAGGAGAGAAGCCAUAUUCAUGUACAGAAUGUGGAAAAUGUUUUCAAGAUCAAUCGGCUCUAACAACACAUGAGAGAAGUCACACAGGAGAGAAGCCGUAUUCAUGUUCAGAAUGUGGAAAAUGCUUUAUAAAUAAAUCAGAGCUUGUUAGACAUCAGAGAAGUCACAGCGAAGAGAAGCAAUAUUCAUGCUCAGAAUGUGGAAAAUGCUUUAAAAAUAUAUCAGAUCUUGUAAGACAUGAGAAAAGUCACAGUGGAGAGAAGCCCUACUUAUGCUUAGAAUGUGGAAAAUGUUUUACUCUCAAAUCAUGUCUUGUUGCACAUGAGAGGAUUCACACAGGAGAGAAGCCAUAUUCGUGCUCAGAAUGUGGGAAAUGUUUUACACUUAAAUCACAUCUUGUUACCCAUGAGAGAAUUCACACUGGAGAGAAGCCGUAUUCAUGUUCAGAAUGUGGGAAAUGUUUUAGAGAUAUAUCCUCUCGUAUAAGACAUGAACGAAUUCACACAGGAGAGAAACCGUAUUCAUGUUCAGAGUGUGGGAAAUGUUUUACACAAAAAUCAGAUCUUGUUAAACAUGUGAAAAUUCACACGAGAGAAGUUUCAUCAGUCAAAACAGAUGUUUAAGUAUAAAGGAUUCUAAGGGACAAUACAUUUUAAGAAAAACUAAAUAAUAGUCCAAUGAACUUAAAGGGG